This is a messenger RNA of Doryrhamphus excisus (bluestripe pipefish), 1327 nucleotides long. The record is from RefSeq and is a predicted model, not a curated record. Lineage: Eukaryota; Metazoa; Chordata; Actinopteri; Syngnathiformes; Syngnathidae.
CUACUUCCGGGUUGGGCUGCUGUGAUUGGUGCAUUUGAGCGCGUGGAUUCAUGGGAAAGCGCGGUAUUCAAAUCUGUUUCCGGUACCUGUCGAAAUGGAAAAUAUGGAGCCCCAUAAGAACAGUGCAACAAGGACACCCCUCAAUAGUGUUGUCCAGAGGAGGAGUAAAAGCAGGAGCUACCGACAGUCAUACCGCAGCUGCUUAGGGGCAGCUUCACGUCUCUGCUUCACGCCAGCGAUGACAUCACGGCGACUCAACACCAUCAGAAAAGCACCAAAGUUGAACAAUAUUGUGGAUAAAGUGGAUGCCCAGCAGCUAGCCUUACUGAUGAAAACAGAGUGGCAGCUGUCCUGCGUCACACCUCUCCAUCAUUUCCGCUACACCCAACUGAAGAGCUAUGCCAGGCAGCUCUCUGAGUAUAUGACAGCAGAGAAGCAACAAGGCCUGGCAGUGGGGGUGGAAGGAGCACUGAGCUUCAGAGUAACUUUCUCAGUGGUUCAGGGGAUGGCCCAGACAGACGUUGAUGCAGAGACCGUCUUAAUACAGAUUUUUUCCAAGCCGUUGUUUGCCAGGAAGGAUGAGCCUGCCAUAAUGAAUGAAGUCUGGAAAGGCUGGCUAACAUGUAUCAAUGGCAGCUCUGAUUAUAUCAACUCCCUUCCAAAAGAUUUUACUUGUCUUCCCCUAUUUGGCAGCAGCGGGUUGGCGGCGCUCACCGCUUUGGUGAAAUCGUGGUUCCAGAGGAAUUUUGACUGUUGCUUUGCCCCGUCAGACAUCAGCCACACAAGCUUGCAGUGGUUGGUGGCCCUAUGGACCAACUGCCACACAGAGUCUGAUAUCCAGCAACUCAAAAUGAUUUGGACUCUUCCGGUGGUGCCACUGCUGCAGGUCACCUAUUCCGUCAGUCCUGUUGAUGCCUGGCAUCUAUGGUGCAGUGUGAGAAGGGAUUCACAGGAAAUGGAAGAACAGGAUAGUAUUGUAAUUGAUGAGGUGAUGGGGCUCAUGAAAGGACUCAUGUGCCACUUCUACCGACACUUCCGGGUGGAUCUAUCAGCCGGGAGCCUGACUUCUGUGUCCACGUCGCUGGGUACAGCCAAAGGCAGCGGCAAGAUCAAGUUUUCCAACAGCAAAUGCAUGACUACCAUGCUGACGCUGCUGACGGAGUGCGCCUUCCUCAGAAUGCCCAUUUGAAGAAACACACCAAUGCUUGGAGGUCUUUUAUGCAGAGUAACAUCUCAGUGGCCUAAGACUUUUGCAGCUGCUUGUUUUUAUUUUAUUACAAUAAAAAUAAAUGUUUUUACUCUUUGUUUACAAUAUGAACACACUUGU